Molecule: messenger RNA, 2949 nt
Organism: Alosa alosa (allis shad)
Lineage: Eukaryota; Metazoa; Chordata; Actinopteri; Clupeiformes; Clupeidae
Product: G-protein-signaling modulator 2-like
Exons: 14
Coding region: 212-2335 (707 amino acids)
Molecular function (GO): GTPase regulator activity; protein binding
Source: RefSeq, a predicted model, not a curated record
ACAACAAAAGAUUUGGGAGAUUUAAAAGCCCUCCAAGGGGAGCAGAGGAUGUGGAAGGGGGAACAGUAGCAGCACUUUCCACCCUGAAACAGAAAGGACGGAGCGCUGCAGUCGCGUGCAUUGGAGGCAGUCCAGAGACAAGAAGCCUCUGUCAGGUACAGUUCACGGUACAGUUGAGAUUGGUCAUCGUCAGGGAGACGGGGAUUAUGUCAUGGGAAUGAACGUGCCUGGGCUGUGCUGGAGGCGAGCGUCAUGGCACAAGCCGCCUGGCCCCCCGCGGGAAUCUUCCAGUUUGCUCUCUGGUACACGCCGCCGACGAGCGAUGAAGAAACUGGACAGGUCCGUCCUGUUCAAGUGCUUUGGGUGCCUGCGCAGGAAAAAGAGUGAAAGGAUGGAGGCGUCUUGUCUGGAGCUGGCUCUGGAGGGCGAGCGCCUGUGUAAGGUAGGCGACUACUGCGCUGGCGUCUCCUUCUUUGAGUCGGCCAUCCAGGUGGGCACCGAGGACCUGCAGAUCCUCAGUGCCAUCUACAGCCAGCUUGGCAAUGCCUACUUCCACCUGCAUGACUACACUAAAGCCCUAGAGUACCACCGCCAUGACCUCACCCUGACCAGGACUAUCGGGGAUGAACUAGGAGAGGCAAAGGCCAGUGGUAACCUUGGAAACACACUGAAAAUUUUGGGCCGGUUCGAUGAGGCAGCGGUUUGUUGCCAGAGGCACCUUGACAUCUCUGCAAUACUCAAUGACAAGGUUGGGCAGGCCAGAGCACUGUAUAACUUUGGGAAUGUGUACCAUGCCAAGGGAAAGAGCAUAUGUUGGAGUGGAAUGGACCCUGUAGAAUUUCCGGAAGAAGCCCGGCUAGCACUGAACAAAGCCAUUGAAUAUUAUGAGGCUAAUCUGUCCAUUGUCAAAGAGCUAGGUGAUCGAGCAGCCCAGGGCCGAACCUACGGCAAUCUUGGCAACACUCAUUACUUGCUGGGAAACUUCCAGAAUGCAGUAGUGGCCCAUGAACAGCGUCUUCUGAUUGCUAAAGAGUUUGGAGACAGAGCUGCUGAGAGGAGGGCCUACUGUAACCUUGGAAACGCCCAUAUUUUCUUGGGACAGUUUGAACUUGCGGCCGAUCAUUACAAACGCACACUCCAGCUGUCUCGCUCGCUGAAAGAUCGUGCGGUGGAGGCCCAAGCCUGCUACAGUCUAGGCAACACCUACACCCUGCUGCAGGAUUACAGCAGAGCCAUCGACUACCAUCUGAAACACAUGCGCAUCGCUCAGGACCUCAAUGACCGGGUAGGGGAGGGCCGAGCAUGCUGGAGUUUAGGGAAUGCUCACACAGCACUGGGCAAUCAUGAGCAGGCCAUGCACUUUGCCCAGAGACACCUGGAGAUCUCCAAAGAGAUCGGGGACCGUAGUGGCGAGCUGACGGCCAGGAUGAACAUAUCGGACCUGCAGCUGGUGCUGGGUCUGAACCACAGCAGCAGCAACUCCCAUCUCAGUGUGCACCCCGGCAGCACUUCGCUCAUCAACACCUCCGACCUCGAGUCCAGCCCUCACGGAGCUCGACCUAGAACCGGAAGAAGGCCCAGCAUGGAGAAUAUGGAACUGGUCAAACUCAACCCUGACAAGAGUGCUGAGCUAAGGGUGGAAGGAGACGCAGCCUCCCCUACCGCCAAACCCUCCAUGGCCAAGACGUCGUCCAGGCUCUUCUUCAUCCGCCGGCUCCGUGGCAGGAAGCCCAAGCGCAGCGGCUCGGGCAAAGUCUUCCAGGACAGCAGCCCAUCGCCCAACACUGAUGCUCUUGGCUCGAAGUAUGCCACGGAUACUCUCGGAGAUGAGGGUUUUUUCGACCUCCUCAGCCGUUUCCAAGGCAACCGCAUGGAUGACCAAAGGUGCUCCAUACAAGAUGGUCCCAACUGUACCCCCUCUACCUCCCCCCCUACCACCCUGUGCGUAGCCUCAGAGACAUCUACUUCCGCUUCAAACUUCCCAGAGGGCCCGGAACAGCCUGGGCCCUUUCUAGACCUUCUGGCCAGCUCUCAGGGCCGGCGCCUGGACGACCAGAGAGCCAGCGGAGGCAGUCUGCCAGGCCUCAGCCAGGCUGUCCUCAGCCAGCUAAUAGCCAGCAGUGACUGCAAUCGUCCUGAUGAGGACUUCUUUGACAUGCUGGUUAAGUGCCAGGGCUCCAGACUGGAUGAUCAGAGGUGUGCAGCGCCUCCUCCCCCCACCAGGGGGCCCACUGUGCCUGACGAGGACUUUUUUAGCCUCAUCCUGCGCUCCCAGGCCAAGCGCAUGGAUGAACAGCGGGUGGUCGUUCCUCCUCCACGGCCCAACCCAGACUGACGUCUCUCUCCUCCUCCCUCUAUGCCCUGAGUCUGGUAGAGGAGGGUUGUCAUAGCUGCAGAGGCCCUGAAGAUGUUGUGGCCUGACUAAAGCGAGGGCUUCCCCAGACUGGGUCUCGAAUGGGUUACUGUCCCCAUCUCUGAUCCAUGGAUCACACCCUGUGCUGCAGGGUAAAGCAGAGAGCUGUCUGCAUGUUCUAUAUCUCAUCAACUCCACCUAUUCUUGAGCUGUUUUACUCCUUUUCUCAUAUUCUGUCUCGUUAUUUCUGAUCCUCACGGGAUUGCUCAACAUACAGGAACAAGGACAGUAGCUGAACUGCUGAAUCUGAUCAAAUUUUAUUUUGUAUAUGAAGAUGAAUGGAUGGUGUGAACUGUGUUAUUAUGUUGGUUUUAUUGUAAUUGUAUGGUUUUAAGUCCCAAACCCCCUUUUUUAAAUAGCAGGUCGUCCUCACACUGGCCAGGGUGAGAUUUUGACUAAAUAAUAAUUUGCACCUUUUGUAAAUUGGAGGAUGUAAUGGAGAAAGCAAAACAUGUAAAAAAGUAACAUGGUAUUCAAUUUUUUGUAUGACUUUUAUACUACUUAAAAAGGUUUUGAGGAAUAAAGCCUCCAUUUUA